Messenger RNA from Tachysurus fulvidraco (yellow catfish), 515 nucleotides. RefSeq names its product serrate RNA effector molecule homolog (Arabidopsis) (gene srrt). The coding region runs from base 53 to 322 and encodes 89 amino acids. The transcript has 4 exons. The record is from RefSeq and is a predicted model, not a curated record. Lineage: Eukaryota; Metazoa; Chordata; Actinopteri; Siluriformes; Bagridae.
AUCCAUCCCUGAGAUAAAGCCCCUCCCCCCUCCAGGCCCCACCCCAGGUGUGAUGUCUCCUGGUGGCCCUCCUUUCCAUCCUCAGGGUCCUCAGGGCCUGCUGGGGUUUGGGCAGCCCAGACCUCCAGUGAUGGGCUAUGGAGCCGGUCCCCCGUAUCCUCCAAACCAGUAUGGUGGAGGAGGAAGAGGGAAUUACGACAGCUUCCGUGGUCAGGGUGGAUAUCCUGGAAAACCCAGAAACAACCGGAUGAUGCGUGGAGAUCCUCGUAACAUCAUCGAGUACCGUGACCUGGAUGCUCCUGAAGAUGUGGAUUUCUUUUAGACUGCUUUUUUUUUUAUUAUUUCCUUAUUUUUACUCCCUCACUGGUUUUAAUGCUGAAUCUCUUGCAGGUCUGAGCACUCAUUAGUCCCCCCCCCUCCCGACCCCCACCCACCGUAGUGUACGAGUGCACACUAUUACACAGCAAACAUUAGCCCUUGUUUUGUUCUUCAAUAAAACUGUAAUGUGGAACACG